Messenger RNA from Aspergillus homomorphus CBS 101889, 1185 nucleotides. Its product is annotated as NAD(P)-binding protein. NCBI's taxonomy places the organism in Eukaryota, Fungi, Ascomycota, Eurotiomycetes, Eurotiales, Aspergillaceae. The coding region runs from base 207 to 1124 and encodes 305 amino acids. The record is from RefSeq and is a predicted model, not a curated record. The transcript is spliced from 3 exons.
GUAACUCAAUGUCAGCGACAAGAACUGGUACCCAAUAGCCUCUGUACACCCCGCAGCUCUCGUAUUCAGAGUCUACUACAAUGGACACGACACCCAUGCAUCAUCCCCGAUAUAAGUAGCCAUCCCCAACUCACCACAGCCCACAGCCCACUAUCAAACUCCGCACUCUCAAGUAAAACCUCCCACCAACUAGUGAUCUCCUCAAAAUGCGCAUCCUAAUAGUCCCCGCCUCCCCACAAACCUCCCGGACCACCAUUCACAACCUCCUCACCACCCCGCAAAAGCAGGACCCCAUCCACAUCCGCGGCCUCUACCGCAACCUCACCCGCGUGCCGCCCGAAUUCCAAACCAACCCGAACUUUGAAUCCUACCCGGGCGACCUCAGCGACCCAGCCACCCUAAAUUUCCACAGCUUCGACACCGUCUUCUUCGUCCUCCCGCCCUGCUACGACGGCACGAACCUCCUGCAAUGGGCGACAACGGUCUCCACGAACGUCCGACUCGCGAUCCAGCGGUCUGGAACCGUGAAGCGAUUGGUGUUGCUGUCGAGUAUGGGGGCGGAGUUUGAGGGUGGGACGGGCGAGAUCAUGACGAAUCACAUCUCGGAAGAGAUUCUGAAAGAUGCAGCGUCGGAGGUGAUUAUCAUGCGGUGUGCGUAUUUCAUGGAGAAUUGGGCGGCGGCGGUCGAGACCGUGCGCAGUGACAGGCCGUAUUUGGAGACCGUGAUUACGCCGGUCGAGUUUGCGGUGCCGAUGGUCGCAGUCAAAGAUAUCGGCUACCACAGCAUGCAGUCUAUUCUCAUGGAUAAGGUGCCCCAGACGCCGUAUGUGUUUGAGUUACAGGGUCCGAGGGAUUAUACGCCUGUUGAUGUGCAGCGUGCUUUUGAGAAGGUCCUGGGUCGGCAGGUGGAGUUGAGACCUGUUGCCAAAGAGAAUCUGGAGGAGUUCUUUGGGCGGUUUCUGCCGAAGGUGGCCGUUGGGCCGUUUGUGGAGAUGACGUUGAGUUUCUUGCCAGGGGGUGUGAUGCAUACUGAUGCUAAGAAGAGGGAGGGGGUGAAGGUAUAUAGAGGAGAGAUGGAGUUGGAGGAGGUGGUGAGUAGACUUUUGAGUCAUGCGGGUGGAUAGUUAACUUGACAUACAAGACAGAAGCUGAGAGUCAGAUUAGGUAGCAGAUAAGUUAAGAGUA